Molecule: messenger RNA, 3298 nt
Organism: Taeniopygia guttata (zebra finch)
Lineage: Eukaryota; Metazoa; Chordata; Aves; Passeriformes; Estrildidae
Source: RefSeq, a predicted model, not a curated record
AAGCAUCGCCCCUUUAAGAGCGGUCCCCACCCUCCAUUACCGCUUUAAGAACCAUCAAGAAGUCCUCCAAGAGGACCAGAGCGGCUUUAACCACGCCCACUUCCGGCGGCGCUCUACCCCACUUCCGCUCUUUUUCCGUAACCAAAAUGGCCGCUUCCGUUUCGCCUAAAAUGGCGGCGGCCACAUUGGAGCGGCUCCUUGAGGAGCUCCUGGAGCCCGACAGCGCAAAAAUCCGUCAGGCCUCGGAGCGGCUGCGGGAGGCGCUGAUGGAGCCGGACGGGCCCGAGGCGCUCGCGGAGGUGCUGAGGGGAGCGGAGAGGCCGCAGAUCCGACAUUUGGCCGCGGUUCUGCUCCGGAGGCGCCUCCGGAAAUUCCCCUCAGAGUUGAUUGACAGGCUCCCUCACGUCUUGGUCGAAGCUUUGGAACGGGAGACGGACUCGUCCAGCAGAGGGUCCCUGGCCCAACUCGGGGCGCGGCUGCUGCUCCUGGGGGGCCUCAAAUUUUGGGAACCGGUGGAAAAAUGGAUCCAGGAGGCGGCAAAAGACCCCCAAAAAAUAGAGGGGGCGCUGCGGCUGGUGGGCGUGGCCGUGGGCGUGGCCGGCCCCGCCCUUUCCGGCCUUGGCCCCGCCCACCUGCGGCUGUGCCGGGGGGGGCUCCGGGCCCGGGGGGACCCCAAAACUCUGGGGGCGGCCCUGGGGACCCUCGGGGCGCUGCUGGGGACCCUCCGACCGCCCAUUUUGCGCUCGCUGCUCCCGGACGUCCUCGAGGCCCUUCAGGAGCUGCUGAGCCUGGACGAGGAUCGCGGCGCCGACGCUUUGGAGAUUCUGGAUGAAUUCCUGGAAGUCAAUCCCGAAUCUGUGAUCCCUCACCUGAAGCCCCUGCUGGAACUCUGCCUCCAGGUGGCCGGGGACGAGUGCAGAGGUGACGGCGUCAGGGUCAGGGCAUUGGCCACGCUGACGUUCCUGGCACAGAAGAGACCCAAAGCCCUGCUCCGGGGGGGGCUCCUGCCCCUCCUCCUCCGGGGGCUCCUGGUCCCUCUUUGUGCCCAAAUUCGGCCCGAAAAUCCCGACCCGGAGGAGACUUGGGGGGGGGAGGGGCAGCCCUGCCCCCGCCACGGCGCCGCUCAGGUUCUGGACGCUCUGGCCCAGGGACUGCCCCCCGAAAAGCUGCUCAAGGAAUUGUUGCCGCUGCUGGAGGGGCCGGCCCGAGGCGGAAGCGCGGGCGGCCGCAAAGGGGCUCUGCUGGCGCUGACUGCGCUUGCGCGGGGCUGCGGCCCCGCCCUGCGGCGGCGGUACGUGGGCGUGGUCUUGGGGGCCCUGCGGGCCGGGCUGGGAGACCCCGAUGGCGCCGUCAGGGGGGCGGCGGCCGCGGCCCUGAGGGAACUACGGGAGGAACUGGAGCCCGAGGUGGUGCCGGUGGCGGCCGAGGCCCUGCCCCGAAUUUUGGGGGAAUUUUGGGAUUCCCCAAAUUCCCCAUCCCCCGACCCCAAAUCCUGGUUCGUGCUGGAGACGCUGCUGGAGGCGCUGGGUGAGGGGGUGCAGCCGUGGCUGCCUCAGGUGCUCCCCCGGAUUUCGGCGGCUCUGGAGGCGCCGGCGGGUGGGGAGUUGGGGCUGAGCGCCCUCCACGCCCUGGCCUGCAGCUGCGGCUCUCUGCCCCUCCCCCCCUCCAUCAUCGCCACCGUCUCCGCUCUGGCCCGGGGGGGGGAACAGCAGCUCCAGGCCCUGGAGGUCAUGGCCGCCCUGGGCCCCGCCCAGGUGGGGGAGGGGCUGUUGGAGGCGCUGCAGGUCGGGCUGGGAUUGGCCGAGAGCGGCGACAGCGACGCCACGCGGGUCACUUUGGCGCUGCUGGCGGCCGUCUCGGAGCUGUUGGGGGAGGGGACGGCGCCGCUGCUGCCGCGAGUGCUGCCGCUCCUGCAGGGGGCGCUGCGGCCCCCCCCGGCACUGCCCCCCUCCGACGCUCCUGAUUGGCUGCUGGGUUUCCAUGACGACGAGGAGGGGGCGGAGCCAAUGGAGGAGGAUGACGUCAACGAGUGGGCGGAGCCUGAGCAGGCGGAAGUGGGCGGAGCUUUCCCCGGAUUGGCUGAGGCGGCUCUGGGGGCGUUGGGGGAACUGGCGGAGAACUGCGGCUCCGCGCUGCUGCCCCACCUGGAGCCCCUCCUGGCGGCCAUCUUGGAUCUGACCCAGUUCCCCCAGUGCCGCGUCAGAGGCGCCGCCUACGAAGCCCUGGGGAGCCUCAGCUGCUGCGGGAGGGGGCCGCAAACUGGCCCCUCCCCCCCCCACCAGGGGGCGUUCCGGGCCCUGCUGGAGGGGCUGCGGGCGGAGCCGGAAGUGGGCGGGGCCUUGGGGGCGGUGGGCGGGGUCGGGCGGAUCCUGCAGCCCCCAGGCCACGCCCCCGCGGAAUGGCUGGAGCCCAUUGGCCGAGCCCUGUGUGACGUCAUCGCCGGGCAGAUCGCCUGUUUGAGAGCGAAUGGGGACGGUGACGAUGAGGAGGAGACCUCUCAGCGCUCCGAACUCCGCGAGACCGCCUCCGAUUGGCUGCCGGAAGUGGGCGUGGCCAUGUCGCGGGUGGGCGUGGCCGGGACCGGAAGGGGCGUGUCCUUCCCGCCCCGCCUCUUCCGCCGAAUCCUCCCCUCCCUAUUGGCCGCUCUGGCUGACCCCGCCCACCCGGGGGCGCGGUCCUGGGCGGGGGCCGUGAUUGGCCAGCUGGGCCACGCCCUCGGCGCCGAGGCCACGCCCUUUCUGCCGGAUUUGGUUCCCGCCUUCCGAUUGGCCGCCGGCGACGCCGACCCCGAGGUCAGGGCCAACGCCUUCUACGCCAUUGGUCGGAUCGGAGAGGCCGUGGGACACGCCCACCAGGAGGGGGCGUGGCCGGGGGCGGAGCUUUGCUGCCACGCCCUCCGGGGGGAGGGGCCGGGGCGGGUCCGGGACAACAUUUUGGGGGCGUUGGUGCGACAGAGGGGGGCGCCCCUCCCGCAGGUGCUGCCGCUGGUUUUGGGGGCGUUGCCGAUUUCGGAGGAUUUCGAGGAGGAGGAGCCGGUGCUGAAAUUCCUUCUGGGGGCGGGGCCGGACCAGCUCCUCCCUCACCUCCCGAAAUUCGUCGGCGCCGUCGGUCCCGGUCUGGCCCUGCAGCGCCUCCCGCCAGAGCUCAGCCAAUCACUGCUGGCGCUGCUCCGGCAGAUGGGCGGGGCCGACCCGCGGCACUUCCGGGAGGGCGUGGCCUCCCUUGACCCCGCCCACGCCGCCAUCUUGGGCCGGAUGCUGGAUGACGUCAUCGGCGGCCAAUAAAAAUAAAGGAUGAU